AUGGAAGAGCAGCUCGUCCGUCUCCUUGCCGACACGCAAUCCCCGCAGGACGCUCCGCGCAAGCAGGCGGAGCUGCAGCUGGAGCAGCUCUAUCCCAAUGAGGCCUUCCCGCUCGGCCUCGUCACCGUCGCCUCCCACGACUCGGUCCCGCUCGACAUCCGUCAGUGUGCCCUGCUAACUCUGCGGAAAUACGUCGUCUCGACAUGGUCCGCCCAGUUUGACGAGUUCAAGGGCCAGCUGGUCGCGAGCGAGGAGACCAAGAGCCGGCUGCGGCACUCGCUGCUCGAGCUGGCCACCAGCAACUCCGACGAGCGCAAGAUCAAGACGGCCGCCAGCUACGUCGUCAGCAAGAUCGCUUCCGCCGACUUCCCCGACCAGUGGCCCGACCUGCUGCCCGGCCUGUUGAACCUGAUACCCAAUGCCACCGACGCCCAGCUGCACGGCGCCCUCAAGGUGCUCGGCGACCUUAUCGACGAGUGCUUCAACGAGGUCCAGUUCUUCCAGUCCGCCGGCGAGCUCGUCAAGACCAUGUACGCGGUUGCCACGAGUGCCCAGCGGAAGCCGUCGCUGCGUGCUCUCGCCGUUGCCGUCUUCCGCAGCUGCUUUGACACUCUGGAGAUGGUGAUGGAGGACCACAAGCAGGCUGUGAAGGGAUUCGCAGACGAGACGCUGAGCGUGUGGCUGCCCUUUUUCAUUGAUGUUCUGAAGACCAAGCUCCCGAACGCGCCGUCCGAGGAUGAGAGCUCCGAAGCAGCCGAGAUCUGGAGGGGUCUCGUGGUUUUGAAGCUGCAGGUUGUUAAGGCACUUAUGAGAAUACGCUCCGUUUUCCCCUCGACCCUUUCGCCCCAUAGCCCGGUUCUUUUCUCCGCUACGUGGGAUGAGCUUUCGUCGCUGCAAGGCGCAUACCACCAGAUGUACAUCGAGGACGACAGGCAAAGCAGGCUGGAAGAUGCCGACGGCCUCCCCUAUACCCUGGACUUCCUUGUCCUCGAAGAGCUAGACUUCAUGCAGGCAUGCCUGAAGGCGCCGCCGGUCCGCAAGGAGCUCGAGUCCCAGCUGCAAGCGCAAAGCGGCACUGGAGCGACCUGGGUUACCGAGGUUAUGAAGCUUGCCGUAGCAUAUGCUCAGAUCACUACUGAGGAGGAGGGUCUGUGGAAUUUGGAUGUCAACAUUUUCCUCUCUGAGGAGACCAGCGUUACUGCUAACUACACUCCCCGUACGGCUUGCGGAGACCUCGUCAUCAAGCUUGGCGAAUGGCAAAGCGCAGCAACCGUCGAGGGCCUGCUCUCGUACACUCGCUCUCUGUACUCCACAGACCAGACCUGGAAGGCAAAGGAGGCUGCGCUCUAUAUCCUCAACCAGAUGCUCGGCGACUUCCAGGAUGUCGACCGCCAGGUCAGCGCCGAAGCUGCUACCGGCUUCAUCGACUUUGUCAGGUACGCUAUGCAGCAGCAGGAGGAAUUCUUGCGUGCUCGCGGUUAUCUGGUCGCUGGCAGUCUUACCAGGACGUCCGGUGAUGCGCUGCAGCAAAUGGCUGUAUCGUUCAUGGAGGCCUCCCUUCAGGGUAUCACCAAUGACGAGUCGGAUGUGGUCAAGGUCGCCUGCAUCAGAGCACUCCAGCAUUACCUCUCGGCACUUCCCCAGGCGGCCACGCUGCCCUUGCAGGGUGCAGUCAUCAACGCCAUCUCAUCCUAUCUUAGUGCUCAGGACCUGAGCGAACUUGCCGACAGUGACGAUUUGAUGGUAACCCUUGUGGAGACCCUCCGCGAUGCCAUUCUGCUCGACACCCAGGUCUGCCUUAAUGGAUCUGGUCUGGAUCUUCUUUUCACCAUUGCUAGCCAUGGAGCAAACAACUUCCAGCUCACCAUUCUGGUCAGCGAGACUUUCGAGGAGAUCACCGAGACUCUGGCCGCCAAUGGCCCCGAGACCUUUACCCGCUUGUGCCAGAAGGUCCUCCCCUCGCUCACUGGCGCCUUUGACGUUGGUACUUUGACCGAGGAGAAUGCUCUUACCAACCUCGCUGCUGAGCUGCUCUCCGUCCUCACUGAGCACGGUUCCGAACCCCUCCCGCAAGGCUUCGUGUCUACUGUCAUGCCCAAGGUGAACCGUGUGCUUCUGGGCUCCAAUGAUGAGGAACUGCUCAGGGCUGCCACGUCUGCUGUCAAGAACAUUCUUAUCCAUGACCACCACCAGCUGUUUGAGUGGCAUGACGAGACUGGCAAGGGUGGCCUCGAGGUUGUUCUUGUGAUCAUCGACCGGCUGCUCAGCCCCAGCGUUGACGACAACGCCGCUGCCGAAGUCGGCGAGCUUGCUGCCGAGGUGGUGGAGAAAGCUGGAUCCGAGAAGCUUGGACCUGCUACGCAGGCGCAAUUCAUUCAGAGCUUAACCCUUGUUUUUGCACGCCUGUCUUUGGUCAAUGCUCAUGAGGUCGUGGACUUCCUUGCGAACACUCAGAUUGGUCAACAGAAUGCCCUGCAGGUUGUCAUGGCCAAGUGGCUCGAGAACUCGAUCAUGUUUGCUGGCUACGACGAAAUCCGGCAGAACGUCAUCGCCCUUUCGAAACUCUAUGAUCUCAAUGACGCUCGUUUGGCUCAAGUCAUGGUUAAAGGUGAUCUCAUUGUCCCGCAGAGCGAUCGUAUUAUGACCCGAUCCCGUGCCCGACAGAAUCCCGACCAGUACACCAUGGUCCCAGCUACGCUCAAGAUCCUCAAGGUUCUCGUCGAGGAGCUGCUGUCCGCCAGCGGCAACAUGCAGAACGUCAACGCAGCUGGCGCCAACGACCUCCCUGACGAUGUGAGCGAUGAUGACGACUGGGAGGAUGACGACAACGAGCUGGAUCUCGGAGCCGGCGUCACCAAGGCUGAACUCAUGGCAUACGGCGCCGAUGACGGCUUCGGCGGCCGCCAGCGUGACGACGAGACCCAAGCCUACCUCACCAACUUCUUCCACGAGGCAGCGCAGAAGCCUGGCUUUAACGAGAUGUUCGCGGCGUUGACGCCGCAGGAGCAGGAGAAGCUCAGGUCGAUGAGCUAA
Molecule: messenger RNA, 3033 nt
Organism: Lasiodiplodia theobromae
Lineage: Eukaryota; Fungi; Ascomycota; Dothideomycetes; Botryosphaeriales; Botryosphaeriaceae
Product: Importin beta-5 subunit protein
Exons: 6
Coding region: 1-3033 (1010 amino acids)
Biological process (GO): protein import into nucleus
Cellular component (GO): nuclear envelope; cytosol
Molecular function (GO): small GTPase binding
Source: RefSeq, a predicted model, not a curated record